CUCUCUCUCUCACAUUCACACACACAUUUCUCUCUCUCUCUCUCUCUCUCUCUCUCUCUCUUGCUUAGUUCCACCCCUCCCUCUGAUCUCGCUCGUUCACCGCCUUCCUUCAGCUCGUGCAAGUCCCAAGCAACGAUAUUAUGGCUGGCUCUACACUCAUUCUUCCUACCACAGACGUCCGGUACACCGCCACUCAAUCCAAGAGAGACCACGACCAAAAGGCGAAAUGGGCACGUGGCUCACGUCCCGGCAUGGGCCAGCCGUGGGAAGGCUAUACCACUGUACGACCGGUGUUGCCUCUCGCAAAAUCCAAGGUGGAUCGAAAAGCCCACAUCGUCACUCUCAAGCGUCAGGCCAUCCCAUCCAAGAAUCCUCGGUCGCACCUUCGUUCUGUCUACUACGAGGAUAUGAGGGAGGCUAGCGAUCUUUCGGACACCCUCGACGAUAAGGGCUCUGGCCCUAGCCCAAGCUCUCCAGCCGGUGAUGUCGAUGUCUUUUAUUCCUUCGACGCUAGAACCGGACCUCGAGCAGGUGAACACCUCCUGUCAGUGGCUCUAGAGAGGGCGGUCGAGCGGUUUGAGACCAAGGAAACGGAGAAACUUGUCCGGGAAUAUGACUUCGUAGACGAACGCGAAUCAACCGAUGGUGGAUAUGCCGCAAACGACGAUGACUAUGAGUUCAUAGAUCGCGCCACACUUUGAUCAGGCCGCUCUACGGUUUCACUUAGUUCCUUUUGCUUCCGUUUUUCCCAGUACGUGCUGAGAAUGGUUUCUUCUUCAGCAUUUGUUUCCUUCCUUUAAAUAGACCUGCUAGUUUGACGGCAUGGCAUGGAUUGGCGACUACCUUCAGAUCAGGAGCAUUGUUGCAUUUUCUUUCUUUUUUUUUUUCCAUUAGUUGUGUACUAUGGGUCAAGGAUCAAGAGAGGAGUGCUUUGGCGAAUUGGGCGCUUCUUGAGGACUUGAAACUUGUAUCAUUAUUCCGGUUGGAAUUUUCCUUGAGUUUGGGCAGUUUUGUACAUAUCUUUCUCUCCUUGGUAUAGGUACUCCGCUGGGGAUUGUUCCUUUGGGAUGGCUUAGGAAUACGUUCCUCAGCCUACACAGUUGUAUGGACCAUAAUACCCGGUGUCAUAUUGAGCCGACGACCUAGCAGUUUAUAUAUGAGCCCUAUUCUUAUACACUUCCGAGAAUUUGUAGUUGCGUGUUCGGUUGUGCGUGUGCGGAUGUUG
Messenger RNA from Coccidioides immitis RS, 1225 nucleotides. RefSeq lists its product as uncharacterized. The record is from RefSeq and is a predicted model, not a curated record. The coding region runs from base 141 to 701 and encodes 186 amino acids. NCBI's taxonomy places the organism in Eukaryota, Fungi, Ascomycota, Eurotiomycetes, Onygenales, Onygenaceae. The transcript is spliced from 2 exons.